UUCAUUUAGUCGGUGUACCAGCUAAAAAGUACAAUGGGAUCUGACAAGGGGCUUGCACUUGACAAAAACCAUCCCAUUAUUUUCGGACAGAGGUGAACAUAAUAGACUGUUUUCGAUCCCGUGACUACAUCCGGGGCAACCGGCCAUGUUGGAUGGGUUCACUCUACUGACGCGCUGUUCACUCUAUGGCUUUUGCAUACAGACCGGAGUUACAUAAAUGUUCGUGUGACUGUUAAAAGUGACGCGGGACGCCUAAAAAGACUUUGGAAAGUUAUCGGGGCUCAUUGGAUGUUGUUUCAAAAAACUGUUAUGACAAGAAGUGUGCUUUGAUCGGCAAUAUCGACCCAUGUGCCUUGGACAAACGCAAAUGGAGCACACAAAUGUGGGCGUCGGUUACCAAGCCAGACAUCGUCAACUUUCUCCUCUUCUCUACGAGCGCUUAUACCGUGGACCAACUAAAGAAUUACAAAGGUCAGGAGACCUACAACCAAUUGUAUCCAUUGUAAGCAACCUGUCACCACACUACUAAGCAUUUUGUGGGAGGACGUGGCCCAACGGAGCAAUUCCCCGACCCAGUUCCAGCAGAUGCUUGCGAACGUGGGCCACCAAGGAAGCUGCUCCAGAAACGUUCUUGUCCCGAUAGGACGGACGUUAGCUCGCGGAAGAAGGCAAAAACGUCUCCCCUGAACGAAAACAGUACCAUAGUGAAUUUAGUGCCAACUGCAGUAGAUGAAGUACCACCACAAGCUACACAGACAGAAGAAGAACCACAGAGCUAACGUGAUUGCGUGACAAUGUGUAAAGUGCGAAACCUGAGGACGUUGGUGAGGCAGCGGCGCAACGCGGCCGUGGAAGAGAUAUUGGAGUUGUUCGAGAGGACGAUAGCGGAGUACGAGGGGAAACUUCUCCGGAGCAAAGAGGAGAACGAGCCACGGCAACGGAAACAACUGGAUGCAGCUCUUAAGCCAUCAAACCAAGCAGCCGCGCAGCGGGUGCCGGCGGCGCGCCGGGAAGAAGAAGAAGAAGAAGAAGAGGUCCGCGUCGAGCAGCAGGAAGAGCCGGCAGACUCCUUCCGCAUCAAAGAGGAAGCGGAGGACGUGCGGAUCGGCCAGGAUGGGGAGCGGCUUCGAGGUCCGGGGCCAGUCGCCGACGUCAACUCGUGGACUGGUGUCCUUGUGAAGAGCGAGGAUGAUGACGGCACGCAGCGGGUGUUGGCGGGGCGUCAGGAAGAGCAGGCGCCGCAUCCCGGCAUCGAUAAAGAGGAGAAGACGGGGAGGAGGCCGAUGCGGUCACGUUCUCACUGACGGGUGUCUGCGUGAAGAGCGAAGAGGAUCACGGGCUGCCUUCACCGCUUCAUCACGGACAAAACCGAGAGAAGCCAAGUCAGCACGUGACAGCAGAAGCUGACGGACGACGCCGCGGAGAUCCGCGCUCGCAACCAGACAACUUUGCGAGACGAUCGGACCGGGUGACGGUGUCACAGUCUUCGGAGACAGAAAGCAGUGACGAGACCAGAGAACCUUCGCGGACUAAUGAGAAGUCCAAAGGGAUGACAUCGAAAAGAGCGGAGGUAUCGAGGAGGUACCGGGAACGUCGUGACGCUGACCCGGACAGAAGAAGAAGGUACCUUGAGAAAGAAAGGGACAAAAGGAAAAGGCACAAAGAGAGCGGAAAGAAGAAGAGCGUCCGUGAGCUCGGUGAGACGGAAAAGUCGGCGAUAAGGAAGGAAUGGAGGGAGGACAAAAGUCAAGCCCGAGCCAGAAACGGGGCCAGCGGGGCCAGCGCUUUGCUGCAAUCGGAGACCGCGUCCAACCUCCCCGCCGCUGCGGGUUUGACCCCAAAACAGCUCGAGCCGGGGCACUUUUGGUUGGUUCAGUGGAAGUUGGCCUGAUCUGGAGUUCACUCGCCUACGUUUGUGUGUCCCCGUAAGAUGACAUAUGCAAUGAAAUCCUCACAAAUAUGUUGUGUUUCAAGCAAUGGGGGUUACGGGAACGUAUUUGAAGGAAUUUCAAAAAAAAAAAAUUUUAAAAAAAUGGGGGGGACAGAUUGACAUAUUGGAGGGGCACCGACGUGUCGGUAUGGAAGGGCGUGGAAUGCAAAUUGCAAAACUGAGCCACGUUUCUACGAAGGGAGAGAAAGUUUGGAGACUGCUGAUCUUUCUGUAAUAUUUGUAUUUUUUUUUUUUUACAUUUUUAAAAAAAAAUUCUCAUUGUACACUUUAUUAAUCAGGCCGUUCCAUGACAUUUUACAUGUCCGCCUUGUCGUCGGAGAGUUUGUCUUUAAAAAAGAAAAAAAAAACUUUGUGAUUGUUUUGUAAUAAUUGUCAUAUAUAUUUUUUAUUUGUUAGAGCUGCCGUCGUUAAAAAUUGCUGUACUGUAUAAACAAAGUAGUUAUUUUCAGGUUUCUCUGAUCAUAAAUUAUUUUCAUAUAAUGACAAAAAUCUACUGUGUGAGUCCUUUAUAACCAAGCGAGUAUUUUGAGACGAAAAGAUGGAAAGAGGAUCAAAUACAUUUCGCGGAUUUGCUUAUCCAAAUGACAUUCGCUCAAAUUUAUUGCUUAGAAAGGAACUAAAACGUGUGAAAAUGUACAUUUUAUAAUCAUUCAUAAAUGACAACAUAUUUACGUUCCAUUGAACUUGGGUGGGCUGAUUUUGCAUGUAAAUUGUCUGCUUGCUAGCAGUAACUUAAAAAAAAAUGAAGUGCAAAUUUAACGACUGAACAUAAAUUUCUCACUGCAUAACAUCAUAAGAUGAUAUAAAAUCAGUUUGCUUUAUGCUAACAUCUGCUGCAAAACUGCAUAGGCGGGCUAACAGACAUUAGCAUUGAUGUUCUGGUAAUUUUAAACAUAAAAAAAUACUUAAACA
This is a messenger RNA of Syngnathoides biaculeatus (alligator pipefish), 2863 nucleotides long. Its product is annotated as MAP7 domain-containing protein 1-like. The transcript has 7 exons. The record is from RefSeq and is a predicted model, not a curated record. Lineage: Eukaryota; Metazoa; Chordata; Actinopteri; Syngnathiformes; Syngnathidae. The coding region runs from base 795 to 1304 and encodes 169 amino acids.